Molecule: messenger RNA, 4501 nt
Organism: Amoebophrya sp. A120
Lineage: Eukaryota; Dinophyceae; Syndiniales; Amoebophryaceae
Source: the annotation of a GenBank genome assembly
UCUUGGUGUAGACCUCCGAAGUUUUUUCUACGCCCACUGACUUUCGCAGGGAAUAGACAUUUUGAUUAUUACUUAGCUAGGGAAAGUGGUGGGUCUGGGUCUCUACCCACUUGUACUUACGAGUUCACGACACGUCUUAUCUGGUAGCUUCACCGACUAAAGAAGUUAUGGCAACUGUUUCCGUUUCUACUGGAACCGGUCCCGGCACUGUUGACACCACGACAGCAAGUAAAUCGCGGUUGGAGAAGUUACGUCAGUGGCAGGCCCAGCGCAAAAAGAAAAACGAGCUUCGGCCCAGAUUUUCUCCAGAGGGCCGCAGCGUUGCGCCUGAAAUCCGUGGCGAUGACGCUUGUGGUGGCGCAGGCAAGUCCGGUCCGUCGGAGCGAAAGGUAUCAUUUCUAUCAACAAAGGAGGAAAAGGGUACAAUUUUUCGAACGAGGCCACUUCAGAGCGCUGCUGCGAAAUCACCACGGUUUCCUCCGCGCAGUUCGUUCGACGCUGCCGCUUCCUUGCAAAAUAAGGGAGGCUCGUCCUCCAACGGUCCCGGUGCUGCCUGCAGAGAAAGAACGAUUCAAGGAACAGGCUCUUCGCUUUUUCGCGAGCAGGAGCUGGCGCGUUUGGCACAGGUGCCGCAACCAAGUUUUUCCUACACCGGAAGCAAGUGCGUCGUCGCGUCACCCCCGAAGAACGUCCAGGACCGCGUGGAGGAGCCUUCCAGUGGAUCGACCCUGCUGGAUAUCAAAUCUCACUUGGAGGAGACGAAGCCAUCUCUGGCUUCCGUUGCGGCACGAAACCUGGCAUCGGCGUCUUUUCGCAGAGGAGCUCCCGCUCGCAGUACCGCGUCUGGUGGCGCCGAGCGCGUGAGCUUGAUCGGCGGAACUAGCAAGAAGGUGCCGAGGUUGAAUUUGGGUACGGAAAGGAACCAGGAGCAGGAUCCGAGUUCGCCCGACGAGAAAUUUCGGACUCCGAUCGAAUCCGCGCGCCCAGAGAAUUAUUUCCACGGGGAUCUUGCGGCGCCGCGGUGGAGGGACGACAGAUCUGCGUCCAGCGCCUCACGUCGGCUGACAGACCUACUCGCUGAUUCGCGCGCAGCGUCGGGGGCGGGGUAUCCAAGUAGGAAAGUAAGUGGCCGCAGUAGCGCUGCAGGGCUGCAACCAACGGGAGCCAAUUUGGUCGUGUCCUCGUCAUGUUCAUCCUCUUCCAGCACGUCUCGUCCUCAUUUCAACGCGUCGACCUCCGGAGUUGUACCACCGUCGAGGUCAUCAUACAUAAAUGCCACUACCGGAAGCGGAGCAGCGCCAGCGUUGUGGUCGUCGCGAUCGUUGUCGCCACGUGUGAUGCAACGGGGAAGCACAAGGUCGCUGUCACCCCGAGAUUUCUCCUCGAAGAUCGGCGGCUGCUCUUCUUCUUCAACAAUGGCCCACCUACUUUCAGGUCGUGGAUCCUCUGCUUGGACGUCCUCCUCGAGAACGAGAAACACAGCGACCAGAACAUCCAUGGGGGACAUGAUCAAUAAACCGACUUCUUGCAGCAGCUCGUCGUGCUCCAACGGUUUUCGGUCCGUGUCCUACAAAACUGGCGGUGGUUCGUCUGUCGGCGGUCCGCGGCGGCCAACGCUCUCAUCCUUUUCGGGCUCGAGGUACGGCUUGUCGCCAAAGUUUUCCUCUUCUUCGAGGAGCGCAUUUGAUGGAACGAGGAAGGUCGACGCGGUGAGCGCUUCGUUUGCCUUGACGGCGAACACAUACGCGUCCAUGCGGCCCUCGUCCUCCUUGGACCGCCUUUAUGGCACUUCAUCCCACAGCGCUCCCACUUCGCCCCGCGCGGAGCUUUCUGAAUUUGUUGACCAACGAGCGCAGCAGCGCCGUCUCUGGGAUCUGGAGUGGAAACUGGAGCAGGCGAAACGCGAAGCUGAUUCCAUGAAGCGAGAAAGGACCACGUUGGUUCAAGACCAAGAUCGCAGCAUGCAAUCGCUGCGUACUUCCGAGCACGAAGCGAAACGAGCAUUGCAACUCGAGGUGGAGGAACUGAGGAAAAAGCUACGCAUGGCCGAAUCAACAUCCGCAGGCAGGAGUGGAACCUCAUCCGCUUCGAAGUACCAGCGACUGCAACAGCUUUCUUACUCAUUCACUCCACUUUUACCUACGGAAACGGAUCAACUUGGAAUAUUCUAUUAAACCAAGCGCAAAUAAAAUUCUUGUCUUUGCGAAUGUUGUUUUUCAGAAAUUGAAAAACUUUUCACAGGUUGGCCGCCGAGGUGCGCGAGCUGCGAAGUGAAUUGCGGCAGCGUGAGCGCGAGGCGCAGCAGCAGCGCCAGGCUUAUGAGAGCGAGCUGCAGCUCGUAGACCAGACAAGCAACGAACGGCUACAAAAACUGCAGGAGCAAUUGACGACGUUGCGAACGGACAAUACGCAGUUGCAAACAGAGUUGCAGCAGUACAAGACGGAGUUGCGGCAAACGGAAACCGAUAUGGACAGCGCGGAGUCCGAAGUGCAGCUCCUGCGAAAACAAGUGACAGACUUGAACGCCUCGAUCGUAGUCCAGCAGCAGCAGCAGCAACACGUGAGUAAGAAGGACGGCGUCACUGGGGAAAGUGAGGAUCAGCAAGUUUUGUUUGACGAAGCGGUGAAAGACCUCGAGGAGCGUGAGCAGGAGCUUUCGAAGGAGCGCGCGUUCCUCGAAGAGCACUCCGCCGCCCUGGAGGGGGAACGGGCCGAGCUGGUUCGCGAGCGGGCGGAAUUUCUCCAGGAGCUGAGCGCGUUCGAACAAGAAUGCUCGAAGCAAGAAGAUAUGAGCAACAAUUUGAAUGUUCUCUCGGAACUCGAAGAAAAAGUGGACACCCAUGUUGCGGCAGAGGAAGAGAGGCAGAAGCAAGUUUUGAUCAUCGAGGCUCUGCAGGAGCAGCUCCGCGAAGCCAAUGCGGUGCGCCGCGCGCAGACGGUGCAGCUUUUGUCGGUGAAGUCGAGCUUGCAGAUAUUUUGCCGGGUGCGGCCGCAUCGAAACCACGCACUCUUUGAGGAGAAGCGGACGCCCAAGAGCUCGCCGCGCGUGCAAGAGCGAUGGAAAACGUUGCUCGGUGAUCGGAAGCUGUCGUCUCCCGCCCUGGGAGUUCAUCAAGCGCACCAACACCCUUUUUCGUACACGAACGGCAUGACUGCCACUGAGGCGGCACGCGCUUCGUCGCUGGAACGCGGAAGUGCGAGUGUUCUAUCGUUUGGGCACGAGGCCGCUGGUGCAGCAGGGGGUGCUUGUUCGAAAGGCUUAAAAACCGUGUACCUGCACGAUGGCAGUCGCGGAUGCGGCGGGACUAACGGGACGACCUCGAGCAGCAGCUCUGGUCGUGUCGGAAGCCCGCUCGGAGGUACACCAGGUCGAGGGCAGCUAAAAGUUUCAUCCUCGUCUAGCAGCAACAAGCAUGCCUUUGCCUGCUUCGACCAGGUUUUCGGCUGCGAGUCGCAAAACAGUGACGUGUUCGAGUCGGUGCAGGCAACCGUCGAGGGCUGUAUCGUCAAGAACGCGAAGGCGUCCAUUUUCUGCUACGGCCCCUCCGGCAGCGGGAAGACACACACCAUGCUGGGGAGCGCGAAGGAUCCGGGUGUCGCGGUUCGGGCCGUGCGGUUGUUGUAUGGCCACCCCGAUUUCGCCGCUAGUCUGCACAGCUUCUCGCUGGUCUGCGUUGAGGUUGACUGCACCGCGGACGGAAACGCACCGCUCGCGGGAACUGCCGGUUUUGGAGGGGGCGUUGCUCCUUCGUCGAGCAGCAGUAGUACCAGAUUUGGCGCUGGGGCGAGUCGGCAGGCGUCCCCGCGCGACCACCACGCCGGCGGCACGAGAACGACGCUCGUGGACCUCUUGACAGGGACCACAGUGGAGAUGUCGCAAAAUUUCGUGGUCCACAAAAAUAGUUCCUCACAGCAGCCCGUGCAGCUUUCGCCGGACCCCGCGGUGUACCCGAAAUCGGAGCAAGAAGCGGUGGACUACUUGGCGCUGGCGUGUCAUCGGCGCAAGACACUGGCCACAAAAACCAACGUUUUUGGGAGUUCGCGGAGCCACGCGGUGUUCCAGCUGCGAUUCGCGGCUCCGGGUGGAGGAGUGCUGAAUCUCGUCGACCUAGCGGGUUGCGAGCGUUCCGCAGCAGCAGGAGCGGGCGAUAUUGAAACGGAACACACUAUCAGUGCCCCCGUGCAGGGUAUGCUCUCGAAUUCCAACGCGAAUGCAGCAAAGUUGGACAUGAAAACCACGAUCGCUAUCAAUUCGUCGCUAUCGGUCCUGGCACGUUGCUUCCGCACGGUGGCACGCGAACACUCGGCGGCAAUCGCGCCGGUGCGCGAGAGUGUGUUGACCUUUUUGCUGCAAGACUGCUUCAAGCAACCGGGUUCUGCAAGCGGUCAGUUGAGUAAUCGUUCCUUCGUUAGCCUGAUCCUAUGUCUGGCUCCCGAAGAAAAAAACCGCUCGGACACGAAGCACGCCUUGCAGUUUGCCAGUCACUGCAGUGUGAAAUAA